UUGUUCCAUUAGUAGCCACAGUCGUUUGAAGAUUGAUCGGUGUAGUUCACCAUGAGGAAGGUGUGCGCCAACCUAGACCGGGAGGACGGCCUGGACACCGUGCUCGAGGUGCCUGUCCCGGAGUCCCACCACGAGCCGUCGUCUGGACGCGGCGGCCGGCGCCGGCGCCGCACGGUCAAGGCGUGGGUGCGGUCGCACAUGAACCAGCGCCACGGGCGAGACGGCGCGCCGCCGCCGUCCCGGGCGGACGUGCAGCUCAUGCUCGGCGUGAUCGGCGCGCCGCUCGUGCCGCUGCCCGUGGAGGCGAGGAAAGCCAUGGCCGGACAGGACAUCAAGGAGGAGCCCAUUGAAGUGUCUAAGGCGAAGUACAUCGUCGAGCAGUACGUCGCGGCGGCAGGCGGCGAGCCGGCGCUGAGCGCGGCGACGAGCAUGUACGCGAUGGGCAAGGUGCGGAUGAGGACCGCCAAGGGGCAGAAGGCCAAGACCGGAAUGGGCGUGGUCAACGGCGGCGAGGUUGCCGGCGGCUUCGUGGUGUGGCAGAAGAUGCCGGAGAUGUGGUGCCUGGAGAUGGUGGUGGCCGGCGGCACCAAGAUGAGCGCGGGCAGCGAUGGCAAGGUCGCCUGGCGCCAGACGCCCUGGCAGCAGGCCCACGCCUCCCGAGGACCCCCAAGGCCGCUUCGCCGAUGCGUUCAGGGCCUUGAUCCGAAGUCCACGGCGAACCUCUUCUCGACAGCCACGUGGGUCGGCGAGAAGUGCGUCGACGGCGACGACUGCUUCGUGCUCCGCGUCGACGCCGACCCAUCGGUCCUCCGCUCCCGGAGCAGCGCCGACGUCGAGGUCGUCCGCCACGCCGUGUGGGGGUACUUCAGCCAGAGGACGGGGCUGCUGGUCCGCCUCGAGGACAGCCACUUGCUGCGCAUCCGCAUGCAGGGCGAGGCCGCCGAGACCGCCUACUGGGAGACCUCCAUGGAGUCAUCCAUCGGCGACUACCGCCCCGUCGACGGCAUCAAUGUCGCCCACGCCGGGCGCACCGUCGUUUCUCUGUCCCGUUUCGGUAGUGGCGGCGCCGAUGACGACGGCUCCGAUGCCGACUUGCGCGGUAAGAGGACGUGCACGUGCAUGGAGGAGACGUGGAGCAUCGAGGAGGUGGACUUCAACAUCAUGGGUCUGUCCACCGAGUGCUUCUUGCCUCCCAGAGACAUGAUACCAGCUUGCAGCUCCAAACCAGUAGAGAAGGACCAUGCCGCCGUCGACCUCAGCAGCAAGAAGGAAGCUGCUGCCGUUCCUGCAAAGUGUCCAGUUGGAAGUUGCAAGAACAGUGACGGCCGCAGCGGCCGUCCGGCGGCGGCAAGAAAGGCGCUUGUUCCGGCGGCGACUGGGCUAGGCUGGUUCGGGCCGGCCAAGGUUGUGGCGGUGGAAACCGUCGAGGCCGCCGAGUAAUUGUUGUCGGUCAGCGAGGAGGCUGUUUGUAUGAUGCAUGCAUAGUUCCGGAGGCGUGUGUUGCGGCGCCCCGUCCACUAGCAGCAACAAGAUCUGUAUAGUUUUUCUUUUGCUCUGCCUAGUGCAUAGUUGGAGGUCAGUUGAGAACCAGCAUGGAUCUUUUCCUCCACUGGAGUUCUCUUAAUUAUUUGAAUAGUCUGCAGGAAAAAAGGGAAUCAUAUGAU
Messenger RNA from Panicum hallii, 1664 nucleotides. RefSeq lists its product as uncharacterized. The transcript has 3 exons. Lineage: Eukaryota; Viridiplantae; Streptophyta; Magnoliopsida; Poales; Poaceae. Bases 52 to 1440 code for a protein of 462 amino acids. The record is from RefSeq and is a predicted model, not a curated record.